Rhopilema esculentum is the source of this 4708-nucleotide messenger RNA. Lineage: Eukaryota; Metazoa; Cnidaria; Scyphozoa; Rhizostomeae; Rhizostomatidae. The record is from RefSeq and is a predicted model, not a curated record.
AGAACCAUGGACCACGGAAUAACGAAACUAAUAAAGAAAUCAAAGAAAACACCUCGCAGAGGAGAUUAGUUAAGCAUAUCAAAUCAUAUCUCGGCGAUGCGCCACGCCGUCACGCCGUUUUCUGUCAACGAUACGCCAAUAAUUCUAAACAAGUCAUUGAUAUUCGGGGUUUUCUGUCGCUGACACGCUAAAAACAGAAUUUUUUUUUUCUACGCCAAGGCAUUUUUCUUAGCCCACGCCGGACAUAUUCGGGCCUACCUACAUGAAAUGCACCCUGGGAUUAAUGUACAAUUCCGAAAAUGAUGCAGGCACAAUCUACGGUAACAAUCCAGCUUCCUUUCAGUACAAAACCAAGAAAAGAGGUGGGAAUUCGCCGUUCGCAGCGGGGGUCUAGCAGUAAGCGGCCGGUUUUUAGUGUAAUUUCAUCAAAUUAAGCAUAAAAUCAUUUGAAAUUGUUCUUGUUAAGCGAGCAAUACAGCAAAUCCAUUUUCCUUGAAGGAUCAUUGUUGUAUAAGAAUCAUCAAAGUAUGUUGAUUCAUAAAAAAAUUAACGAUUUCUGACCUAAACUCCACAGAAUCAUAAGGUUAUUACGCAGUUCUAUUCAUUUGAGGUCCACGUGCAGCAACAAAGCACUCAAGAAGUUGAAAGAUAGAAAACAGCAAAAGUUUGGUGCAUUAGAAAGGAAUCUUACUCCGACAAUAAAUAAACAAAAUACAAUUUACAGAUAGCAAUAAUUCUUUAUAGAUUUAGUCUUUUUAUCCAGUGUCAAGUUUUUUCUUGUUUUAUUGUGCGACUUAACACCAGCAUGAAUGCCAUAAAUUUCGGUUCCAAGGUCUGAGAAUCACAUUUGCGUAAUAAUUAUUGCUUGAAACGGUCUUUGAUCUAGAUGAAGAACAGUAACAAUUAUGAAAAUGUUUUUCCUUUGUCAAAGCAAAUAGGAAAAUCGAUAUAUAGUCGUAAUGAUUUGAAAAAAUUUCAGAAAUAAAGGUUCGCGGCGAGUCUAGCCACCCCUAUUAGUGACCUGUUUUUAGUGUAAUUUCAUCAAAUUAAGCAUUAAAUCAUUUGAAAUUGUUGUUGUUAAGAGAGCAAUGCAGCAAAUAAAUUUUCCUUUAAGCACAAAACUACGAAGGUGGUAAAACAUUAAGAGAAACACAUUCACGUUGGAUCUAGCGACCGUUUCUUAGUGACAGGUUUUUAGUGGAAUUUUAUCCAAAUAAGCAAAAAUCAUUUGAAAUUUUUUCUAGAAUGUUUCAUCUACAAUUCCUAAAAUGUUGUCAAAGCUAGAAUUAAUUUUAACUCAAGGGGUAGGCAAAUCAUAUUUGUCUCGAUGGGAAAAUCACAGAAAAAAGUCAAAUUUUAAUCAAAAAUACUCACUUGUUGUACCAAGACGUCAGCGAAUCCCAUCGUUCAUCUGGAAAGAAGCAAAGAAGCUGAUUAGGGAAAAUUGCUGCAAAGGAUUCUUGUCAAGCAUGGAAAAGUUGGGGGCUGGCAUUACAUAUUUAGCAUUACAACGGAUUUCCUAUGAAAAUCAAAUUUUCUUGCAUCAAGAAUAAAUAGCAGGAAAAAUCUACCACAAUUCUUCAUACUUUGAUAAUAGAGCCAAUCCAGUUGCCAUUUAGCACAAAACUAUGAGAAGAGGUAAAAAUUGGCUGUUCGCUGUAGGGGUCUAGCAGCAAGCGACCGGUUUUUAAGGUCCGGUUUUUAGUGUAACUUCAUCCAAAUGAGCAUAAAAUCAUGUCAAAUAAUAAAUUUCGAAACACGUAAGAACAACAAUGCUUACUUGUAUUCGCAUGCCAUCAAUUCUGAUGCCAGUGAAGAAGGGGAACAGCCAGCAGCCAUUGCAAAACCAAAUAUCAGGCAGCAGCGUGUGUACCGUACAUAGCUACUAAAACGAAAAGAAGAUCGUCAAAAGCACAAAUUACAUGACUCUUGCAAACGAAAUAAGAAACGGGGUUCAAUCGUCAAUCAAUAAAAAAUCAGUUGAUAAAAAAAGCUAAGGAGACUCACCUGAGAUCAAGAGCACCCACUACUGACUGUAGCUGUAGCACAGAACAGAACUAUCUUCGAGAAGCACGUUUUUUGGCCUUAUGAACCCUCCUCCCUUUAAAAAGAAUCUAAUCACACAUUCAGUGGGGGACUGGGAUAAAACUUUGCUAUUUUAUUCAUAACCCUGACGCACAUUUCCAGAAAGAGCAAACAUGCAAUCUCAAGUUUUGGAAAGUUAUGUAGGGAAAUGUCAAAUCCUGUGCCAUCAGCCUUUUUUCUGUUAUCAUGGUUGAAUUCUGGGAUUUGACAGACGUGUUUUGCUGAGUUUAUUCUACAGGGAGCUGUUUUUAUAUGAGAAAACUAUUACCAAGAGUUUAAUGUUGCAAGGGGGUUGUAGCUGGAAGAAGCAGAAUGUUAAUACCCACAGGGCUUCUAAUUACAACUUUGACAAGUUGUCUUCUUCCACAAUUUCAUCAUCGGUACUGUCAUCAUCUUUGUGCGCAUUAGACGUUGGGGUUUCUUUGAUGUUUGAUGUUUUUGGUGUGGAUCAAGCUGGCUUCUUAUUUGCAAGUUGUGUGCAUGGACGACCUUCUUGCGAUCAUGUUGCAACAAUUGAAUGAGUACUUGAAAAUUAGCAGCUAAUGGUGAAGCACAAAGCUAUACAGAUGCAACACUCUAGAUGUUAUGUUUGCAAGGCAGUUUUAGAGCACAUGAAUCAUCCAUUUAAGGGCUGAUUUAUACGUCGCGCUUAUCUCGCACCAAAUCUAAUAUAAUUAGAACCGACGAAAGCGCGAGUUUGGCGCGACAAAGGAGUUUGAUUUUGAUUUAGACGAUGAACUUUCGUCGUGCCAAUAGCAAAAUACACUUCUGCGAGUUGCCAGCCACAGGGAACCAAUAAACUGAAAACACUCGAAGCAAAGACAAAUCACGUAUGGCGCCCUUCACGCAUCUAAAGAAAGUGCUUCUUCUGAAGUCGCUUAUUGGAGCCAGGAGAAGACGACAGAAUAUGCAAGCAAUGAUGAUUAAUUUGAUGAACAGAAGACGGUGUAGGCUUUUGCGAAUUCUUUUUUUGCUACAGUUGAUUCUUACUGGUUUACAACAAGCAGUUGCAGUGCCUAUUAGGCCUAGGAUAAGAUCAUGCCGUAGGUUGCAGCGAAACACUGGUUGGUGGAACCUCGUUUGGACAGUAUAUUCCGAGAAAAGGUUUAAAAAGACAUUUAGAAUGACUAGGCAAACAUUUUCCUUAAUUCAUGAUAGAAUCAAGGAUGAUUUAACGAAGGAGAGCGUCACAGAAGAACCAAUUCCAUCCCAGAUGAGACUAGCAAUUUGCUUGUAUCGACUCAGUAGAGGAGACUACUACAAUACCAUUUCAGAGCUAGCUGGUGUCGUUGAAACAACUGUGUGCAACAUAGUGAGAGAGGUAGCUAAGGCAAUCAUUGAAAAUUUAUGGGAAGAAUUUGUUGAGGCCAAAUUUCCACAUAGCAAGGACACGCUGAAUGAGAAAAUGAAAGAAAUGGAACAAGAAUGGCAGUUUCCUUUUGCAUAUUCUGCAAUUGAUGGGUGUCACAUACCAAUUAAGUGCCCACCUGGUGGCCAAGAGUCAUGUAAAGAAUUUCAUAAUUUUAAGAAUUUCUACUCAAUCGUUCUAAUGGGAAUGGUAGAUGCCAAAUAUCGAUUUAUAUGGGCAAGUGCUGGUUGGCCUGGCAAUUCACAUGAUGCCAUAAUCUUUCAAGCAACAAACCUUUAUACCAAACUAGCUGAAGGUACAGCCUUUCCACCUAUUGCCCAUCAUGAGAAUGGCGUCAGUAUUCCACCUUUAAUCCUGGGAGAUUCUGCCUUCCCCUUCAAGCCUUGGCUGCUGAAGCAUUACACAAAGCCAGAGCAGAGCUAUUUCAAUUAUAGGUUGAGUCGUGCACGCAUGGUAACAGAGUGUGCAUAUGGACAACUGAAAGGUCGAUGGAGAGUCUUGCUCAGGAAGUCUGAGAAUGAUAAGGAAACAGUACGUGCAGUUACACUAGCUUGUGUAGUACUACAUAACAUUUGCAUCGAACAAGGAGAUUUGGCUCAAAGGCAAUGGGACCUCUCCAAAGAUUCAGCAUCAAAUCAAAGACGUACACAAGAAGAAGUCCAAGACCUUCUUAUGAUAAGGCAAUGCAGACCUCUAAGAGAUACAAAUCGUUCUGCAGCACAGGUUCGUGAUUAUUUGAAAGACAAGUUAUUUUUAGAAAAGCAGCAAGUUUAGGGGAUGCAAAGCUCCCAUACUUUCAAUACUCUCCCUCCCUUAAUAGUAUCCCCCCUAACUCCAAAAUUUUACAAAAUUGCCAUCUAUUUCCAUUUAUUAAAACCCCCCUAAAAAGGAAAAAAAUGCUUUUUUCCAUCCACCCCCAUUUAUUAGACAACAUCCCAAAGGCUUUUGGCAGCUAUUUUUGAUAUUUUGCAAGAUUCAAGGGGCUAUUAGAAGCACUGAUUGGCUUCUACCCCAUUUGAGAGCAGAACGCUGAUAGGUUGUUUACAUUUUUCCUCCUUGUUAUAUGAAUUGGUAUAGUAUCUUUUAGUAUCGAAAUAUCUUUUCAACAAAAUGUAAAAAAGUUAAUGUUACCCCCCAACUAUUAACAUCACACCCCUAUUUAAGCGCUGCAUGACAAAAUCAACCCAUUUCCAUUUAUUAACACCCUCCACAAUUAUUUAUCCUGGGCAAAUUUCCAACUGCCUCUUUUUAAUA